UUAUACAGAGCAAAGAAAAAGUAGAAAAGAAUCAAGCUCUGGAACACUCGAUGAGUGAGAACUCGUGUCAACUAUGUGUAGUUGAAAAGAUGAGUUUUGAACCCUGCCUAUACUUGUCCAAAUUGUUAUAUGGAAGAAGUUGAAAGAGGAGAGAGGAUGCCUUUACCACAGAGUGUUGUACUUGGAGCAAAAGAUUUACCUCGAACCAUACUUAGUGAUCACAUAGAGAGCAGCUUGUUUGGAAAACUGAAGCAGGAGAGAUUAGAGUGCGCAAGGUUCUAUGGGAAAACUUAUGAUGAGGUUCCUGGAGCAGAAGCACUUGUUGUCAAAGUGGUCUCUUCUGUGGACAAGAAGUUGGAAGUCAAGCAACAAUUUCUUAAGAUCUUUCAAGAGGAAAAUUGCCCUGUGGAUUUUGGGUAUAAGUCUAAGGUAUUUCAACCGUACUACUUUUGUUGAUUUGUUUAUUAUAGCAUCUUUCCCUACAU
Lactuca sativa (garden lettuce) is the source of this 485-nucleotide messenger RNA. The record is from RefSeq and is a predicted model, not a curated record. NCBI's taxonomy places the organism in Eukaryota, Viridiplantae, Streptophyta, Magnoliopsida, Asterales, Asteraceae.